Molecule: messenger RNA, 419 nt
Organism: Vigna umbellata (rice bean)
Lineage: Eukaryota; Viridiplantae; Streptophyta; Magnoliopsida; Fabales; Fabaceae
Product: preprotein translocase subunit SECE1-like
Cellular component (GO): chloroplast thylakoid membrane
Source: RefSeq, a predicted model, not a curated record
AUGGCUGUUUUACCCAAAUUGAAAAGCAAAGUUAGGGUUCUGGUGGCCGGCGUUGUGGAGGAAAGCCAAGAGAGUUCCGAGCCUGAACCGGAAGUGGAGUCGAAAGCGGAGUUGGCAUCGGAACUAAAGAAGGCGAUGGCGGAGAGGAAGGAGAAAGAAGAGGACAGCUUGUUGAGCGGGGUGGCGCGUGAGAUCGACGAGAUUGAGUGGCCCACAUUCGGGAAGGUUUUGGGUACCAGCGGCGUAGUCCUCGGCGUGAUCUUUGGAUCCAGCGUUGUUUUGCUUACUGUCAAUGCCGUUUUAGCCGAGCUUUCUGACCGGGUUUUUGCAGGCAAAGGGAUUCAGGAUUUCUUCUCCUGACACACACCAUACUAAACGAAAUCAAAAUCGUGCAAUUUUUGCUGAGAAAUGAUUAUCUU